UUAACACGCGCCGCAGAAUGUAAAUAAGAAGGCCCCUCUUCAUAGCUAUCUAAAUUAGUUGUAUCCAUUUCUCUCUCUAUCUCUAUUCAGUCCAUACUUCUUCUCUCCGGCGAUGGAUCCUUACAAGUUUCUUCCAUCUAGUGCUCACAAUUCCUUGUACUAUACUACUAAUUCUGGUGCUCCUGUUUGGAACAACAAUUCAUCUUUCACUGUUGGAUCAAGAGGUCCUAUCCUGCUGGAGGAUUACCAUUUGGUGGAGAAACUAGCUAAUUUUGAUAGGGAGAGAAUUCCUGAACGUGUGGUUCAUGCUAGAGGAGCAAGUGCGAAAGGAUUCUUCGAGGUUACUCAUGAUGUUUCGCAUCUUACAUGUGCUGAUUUCCUUCGAUCACCUGGCGUGCAGACUCCAGUCAUAGUUAGGUUUUCUACUGUGAUUCAUGAACGUGGCAGUCCUGAGACUCUCAGAGAUCCAAGAGGAUUUGCUGUGAAGUUCUACACUAGAGAGGGUAACUUUGAUCUUGUUGGGAAUAAUUUCCCUGUUUUCUUUAUCCGUGAUGGAAUGGAGUUUCCUGACAUGGUUCAUGCUCUCAAGCCGAACCCUAAGUCCCAUAUCCAGGAGAACUGGAGGGUUCUUGACUUCUUCUCUCAUCAUCCAGAGAGCUUGCACAUGUUCACAUUCCUGUUCGACGAUAUAGGUAUUCCACAGGACUACAGGCACAUGGAGGGGUCAGGUGUUAACACUUACACUCUCAUCAACAAGGCUGGAAAAUCCCAUUUGGUGAAAUUUCACUGGAAACCAACCUGUGGAGUAAAGAGUCUUCUUGAAGAUGAAGCCAUUAAAGUUGGUGGAGCAAACCACAGUCAUGCAACUAAGGAUCUUUAUGAUUCUAUCUCUGCUGGUAACUAUCCUGAGUGGAAGCUAUACAUACAAACAAUCGACACUGAUCAUCAGAAUAAUUUUGACUUUGAUCCACUUGAUGUGACUAAAACUUGGCCGGAGGAUAUCUUGCCUCUUCAGCCAGUUGGGCGGUUGGUUUUGAACAGGAACAUAGAUAAUUUCUUUGCGGAGAAUGAGCAGCUUGCUUUCUGUCCUGCUAUUAUUGUUCCUGGUGUAUGCUAUUCUGAUGACAAGUUGCUGCAAACUAGGAUCUUCUUUUAUUCUGAUACUCAGAGGCAUAGACUUGGACCUAAUUAUCUCCAGCUUCCGGCUAAUGCUCCUAAAUGUACUCACCACAACAAUCACCAUGAUGGGUUCAUGAAUUUCAUGCAUAGGGAUGAGGAGGUCAACUACUUCCCUUCGAGGUUCGAUCCUGCCCGAAAUGCAGAGGUAGUCCCGGUUCCUUCCUCUGUUUGCACUGGUAAUCGUGAAAAGUGUAUUAUUCAGAAGGAAAACAAUUUCAAGCAGCCUGGAGACAGAUACCGAACUUUUACACCUGAUAGGCAAGAGCGUUUCAUCAAUAGAUGGAUCGACGCCUUAUCUGACCCUAGAGUCACCCAUGAGAUAAAAACCAUUUGGAUCUCCUACUGGUCUCAGGCUGAUGUAUCUCUGGGUCAGAAGCUGGCUUCUCGUCUGAACGUGAAGCCAAGUAUGUGAACAUAAAAGAAAAGAAUAUGAGAAGAAAAAAGAUCAUAAUAAUAAUAAAUCUCAUCAUCUUUUGUGUACUUUGGCUGGUUAGUAGUAUGUAUGUGUUUUAAUUGAGUCAUGGUUCUUAUCAGAUUUGUUUGUUGUCGGGUUUGUGUUUGUGUCGUGUUUAUGUCUUCGAAUAAUAGCCUUUGUUCUUUGGCUAGAAUGUAUUGCAUAACCGUUCUUUUAAGUUAUUUUGAUUCUGUUUC
Impatiens glandulifera is the source of this 1830-nucleotide messenger RNA. RefSeq names its product catalase isozyme 1-like. The record is from RefSeq and is a predicted model, not a curated record. Bases 113 to 1591 code for a protein of 492 amino acids. Gene Ontology annotation, cellular component: peroxisome; cytoplasm; plasma membrane. The transcript is spliced from 8 exons. Gene Ontology annotation, molecular function: catalase activity; heme binding. Gene Ontology annotation, biological process: hydrogen peroxide catabolic process; response to hydrogen peroxide. Lineage: Eukaryota; Viridiplantae; Streptophyta; Magnoliopsida; Ericales; Balsaminaceae.